ACAAAGUGAAAGAAAGAAGAGCAAGAAAACCAAAAUACCCCCCACCUCCCAUAAAUUAACAAUUAACCAAAAACAUAAAAUAAAUUCAUAAUUUUCAUUUUCAGUUUCUGAGUAUUUUUCUUAUCACCACCAUUUCCUUUCUCCAUUUCCAUAGCUUCAUUUUCCUUCUUUCUCUCUCCUAGCCUACUCUCUUUCAUAAUGUCCAUUCCAUUUUCUCUCUCUAAACCUCCAUUUUUAUGUGGGUUUUUUGAGUUUCUUUUUUGAUACACCUUUUUGGGCACUACUCUUCCGAUCUCACUCUUCUCUUUUUUAAGGCUCUGAAAUGAAUGGAACUCAAUUGAAUAGUAAUGCUCCUGGUUCUGGGAAGCCUGUGCCAGGAUGUUUGGGAAGAAUGGUCAAUCUCUUUGAUUUAACAUCCAACAUAUCUGGAAAUCGGCUUCUCACAGACAAGCCUUAUAAUGAUGGUUCUCCUUUGUCGAGAAGUCGGUCAGAUGUCUCUAGGAUGUCAAGUGUUGCUAUUGAUGAGAUGGAAGAUAAUAUGAUGAUGUCUGAUUUAAGACAGUCUUCAUCGAACAGAAAGCCUAAUGCAACUCCUGUAAAAAUGUUGAUAGCUCAAGAAAUGUCACAGGACUUGGAAUCGAAACAAAGGUCACCAAAUGUGGUGGCAAAGUUGAUGGGACUUGACGUAAUUCCUCAGCCGCAGUCUGAUCUUCCUGCCCAGAGGAUUCAAUCAAGAUUGUAUCCCCGAAAUAGUCAUUCGGAGAUACCUACAGGAUAUUGGCAGGAUGAACAUGGUUUUUUCAGCAAGCAAAUUGAUUGUGAUGUUCAUUCUCACCGAGAUCAGGAUGACUAUAAGGACAUAUAUGAGGUAUGGCAGUCUCAAAGAACAAACUGUAGAAGAGAUAAAUCGCCUCAACAGGGAAGGUUCACCGAAAAUGUAAAUGAGAAAAGGCUGGCACUUAUUCGUCAGAAGUUUUUGGAAGCAAAACGCCUUGCCGCUAAUGAGAAGUCACGGCAAACUCAGGAGUUCCAGGAGGCUUUAGACGUGUUGAGCUCCAAUGGUGACUUAUUUCUCAAAGUUCUGCAAGCGCCCAAUUCUUUGUUUUCUCAACAUCUUUCUGUCGGGCAGUCAGCUUCUCCGUCUCCACAGACCAAGCGGAUUACUGUCCUUAAACCUUCUAAAAUGGUAAGUGAUGAUAAAUUUUCUGCAUCACCCAUUAAGCGGAAUGAAAAGCAAGUAAAGAAGCAAGUUUCCCGAAAUCAAGUUAACAUAUGGGAUAGCCAGCAUCCUGGAUUUCCACCUACUAUAUCAUCUUGGAAAGUUAAUGAUAGUUUUAUUCGGCCUACUCGGAUAGUUGUUUUGAAACCUAGCCCUGCUAAGGCUAAUGAACCCAAGGCAGUUAUCUCUUCAACCCCAUCCUCACCACGGGUUCUACCAAGUGAGAAUUUUUUUGAGGAACCAGAAGAUGAAGAGGCCCGAGAAGCAAGGGAAGUAGCAAAGGAAAUCACACAGCAGAUGCGUGAAAAUCUGGCAGGUCAUCGACGAGAUGAAACCUUACUUUCUUCAGUAUUCUCUAAUGGCUAUACUGGAGAUGAAAGCUCUUCUGAAAAAUCUGAUAAUGAAUUUCCCGCAGAAAAUCUUACUGAUUCUGAAGUAAUGUCCCCAACAUCAAGGCAUUCUUGGGACUAUGUUAAUAGAUUUGGUAGCCCAUUUUCUUCAUCUUUUAGUCGUGCAUCCUAUUCCCCCGAGUCAUCGGUCUGUAGAGAAGCUAAGAAGAGACUUUCUGAGAGAUGGGCCAUGAUGGUAUCAAAUGGGAAUAAUAAUCUUGACCAAUGGCCUGUUCGAAGAAGUUCAAGUACUCUAGGCGAAAUGCUUGCACUUUCUGAGGUAAAGAAAUCUGAAAUAUGUGAAGAAGAGGAUGACUACAAAGAUCAAGUUCCAAGGGGUUCAACUUCUGUCCUAAGCAGCCAUAUGGGUGCCAGAGAAAGUGGAUUUGAUUCACCCAGGAAUCUAUUGAGAUCAAAAUCUGUUCCUGUUUCAUCUACAGCUUAUGGGGAUAGGCUAAAUGUUGAAGUCACGAGUCGAGCACUUUGCAAGGAGGUUCCGAAGGAUAUAGUUAAGCCAAAAGAGUCGAAGACAUCUUUUACCGGGAAGGUCACAAGUUUGUUUUUCUCAAGGAAUAAAAAAUCUAGGAACGAGCAGUCUAGUACCGUGCUUUCUGAUGAAGAAUCUCAAUUGGCAACAGCUGAAACACCAGGAUUGUUGGCACCUCCUGCAAGGACCAGCAAUGACCAUCCAGAGUUGGUUCUUUCCCCUCCAUCAUGGUCUCAUACAGGACCUAUUAUGACAGAUCUGAGUGAUUCGAGACUCGGGAAAGGCUUAUGCUAUCAGCAGCAAGGAGCAUCUGUAUUGCAAGGGGAGAAUCAGGAACAGCCCAGCCCGAUAUCAGUUCUGGUACCUCCAUUUGAAGAGGAUGGUGCCUUGCUCGGGUGCUCACGUAGAAUUGAGCCGGAUGCACAUGGAGAUCAUAUGCCUCCGUGUCUUGGCAAGUCUAACCUGAUCGAUAAGUCACCGCCCAUUGGGUCAAUUGCAAGGACCUUAUCCACAUCAUGGGAUGAAUCCUUUGCAGAAACCGCCACCAACUAUCCUAUGAAUUCCCCAUUUGUGUCCCCUGGUAAGGAGGACGAUGAGGUUGAAUAUCAAUACUUAGUUCAAUCCCUACUAACGAUGGCAGGCCUCGAUGAAGAGGGACAACUUGGUCCAAAUCUUUCCAAAUGGCACGCCCCAGAUAGCCCAUUAGAUCCUGUCUUAAGGGAUAAAUUCACAGACCUAAGCACCAAAGAACCAUUGCAUGAAGCCAAAAGGAGGCAACUAAGAUCGAUCCGAAAACUAGUUUUUGACUGUGUAAACGCGGCACUGGUCGACAUAACAGGCUUCGGAGCCACCGCCGGCAGUUGGGUUGGAGUCGGUACGGGGACAGGCCAUACAAAUCGAUACUCGAAAAGCGGGUCCGGUAUGGCAUUGGCCGAUAAAGUGUGGGCCUGGAUGAAGGAAUUGUUGCCUAGUAAAGUCAACUACUUUUCAGUUGAUUGUGGGGACACCCACAAUAGCUUGGUGGAAAGGCUGGUGAGGAUGGAAGUUAUAGGCAAAGUAUGGAAAGAAAAAAUAAAUUUACAUGUUGAUAGUUUAGCCAAGGAAAUUGAAGAGAAGCUUCUGGAAGAACUUGUUGAGGAGUCUCUGAUUGAAUGUACCUGGUAGAGACUAGAGAUGUGAUUAUUGAGUUGAGUGUAUAAUUGAAAAAUAUGCCUACUUUUUUCCCUUAAUUUUUUUAUUAUUUUGAUCAUUAUUACUCCUUAAUUAAUCAUUUUUAUGAUUUAAGUGUAUUAUUUUUGUGUAUGAAUGUUAACUAACUCCACCCUACAUUUACUAAUUCUUCCCUCAUUUUACUGAUCUGUUUUGCAAAUAUGUUGUAUUCUUCCCUCAUUUUAAGGUCAUGUCUAAACUACAGAGAGUGUAUAGACUUGAUUUACACUAUUUUAGGGUGUAUAAAUGGAACAAAAAUUGUAAGUUUUUCCACUUAAUAAGUACAA
Messenger RNA from Amaranthus tricolor (Joseph's coat), 3591 nucleotides. RefSeq lists its product as uncharacterized. Bases 323 to 3259 code for a protein of 978 amino acids. The transcript has 6 exons. Lineage: Eukaryota; Viridiplantae; Streptophyta; Magnoliopsida; Caryophyllales; Amaranthaceae. The record is from RefSeq and is a predicted model, not a curated record.